Molecule: messenger RNA, 680 nt
Organism: Symbiodinium sp. CCMP2456
Lineage: Eukaryota; Dinophyceae; Suessiales; Symbiodiniaceae
Source: the annotation of a GenBank genome assembly
GUGUGCAGCAAAAUGUCACGUGCGUUGUGCCAGAUUGCCGUGCAGCUGGACUACUACAUGUCUGCGCAGUUUGCAGGCAUUGCUCUUGCUUGCCGUCGAGGUAUUUAUGAGAAAGCUGGGCUGAAAGUCCACCUACUUCCCAGCUGCCCUCCCGGAGACGAAGCUGCUAAAGUCUGUGAAGGCUUCUCGAAAGACGCCUCGAAGUUGCAUGUGGGCAGCAUGGAGCAGAACACACUCAUCCCCGCCGCCGGCGGCACAGCGGGCGACCACAACGUCAAAGCGGUUGCUGCAAUGUUUGGCCGUUCCCCUCUGUGCUUGGCAGCUCUGCCAGAUGUGGGGCUGCGGAGCAGACUUCAUGAGAAUCCCCAUGGGCAUGGAUUGCGCAUUGCGGCACACUCGGAUACCAUUGACUUGCUGAAGCGGAUUCUUCCGGGAGCCGACGUCUUGGACGUGCCCCGAACCCAGAAGCUCAGCGAGCUCAGGGAGGGAGGUGUCGAUGCGGCACAGGCGUAUGACGUCACCGAGACCCUGCGACUGGGGCAGGAGUUGGGCUCGGAACCGGAGGUCAUACCACUCCAAGGCAUUGCCUUUCCAGGCGUGACCCUUGGCUACUCGCAAGUCCUCUUCGUGCCUUCGGAUGCCUUGGCGAUGCAUCGGGAGUCCCUGCAAACCUUCCUGAG